Messenger RNA from Pundamilia nyererei, 1150 nucleotides. It is a transcript of the gene pttg1ipa, whose product is annotated as PTTG1 interacting protein a. NCBI's taxonomy places the organism in Eukaryota, Metazoa, Chordata, Actinopteri, Cichliformes, Cichlidae. Bases 214 to 717 code for a protein of 167 amino acids. Gene Ontology annotation, biological process: protein import into nucleus. Gene Ontology annotation, cellular component: nucleus; cytoplasm. The record is from RefSeq and is a predicted model, not a curated record. The transcript has 7 exons.
UCUGCCAACGCCUUUCCCUCUUUUGUCUGUUUGGGUGCGUAAAGAGAGCGUGCGUCAGGAUUUUGCUUUUGGUUCCUUCCCAGCAAGUUCACUUCUCAGGUUUCAGACUUCUGUCGGAGCAGCCGAGGCAUUUCCUCCUUUUGCGCUUACACUCUCUUCUAAAAUCUUCUGAAACAUAAAAAAUUGGAGGAGAAUCUGAGUCUACGCUCUUGGAUGAUGGGUUUACGGAUAUUAUUGGCUGUUCUUCUCUUUGGUUUCGGCCUGGCGAGCGUUUUCGCCGAUUCGUCCACACCUGAGAACGUGUGUGAGUUGAAAAACGGGACAAGCUGUGAGGAAUGUCUGAAAAAUGUGACGUGCUUGUGGUGCAUCACAACAAAGUCAUGUGUAACAUAUCCAGUGAGAACCAUCCUCCCACCCCAUGCGCUCUGCCCUCUGAAUGAUGCACGAUGGGGACUCUGCUGGAUGAACUUCCAGAUCUUGAUAAUCACAUUGUCAGUGGUUGGUGCCAUUCUUAUCAUUGCCUUUUUGGUCUGUCUGUUCUGCUGCUGCAAGUGUGAGAACAUCGGAUCUAGCAGGUCUGAGGCCAAGAUGCAGCGGCAGGCCAAUAAGCUGAGAACCAAGCAGGACGAAAGGAGGGCGGAGAUGAAGCAGAGACACCAGGAAAUCAGGCAGAAAUAUGGUCUAAGUGGACAAAACCCAUACUCCAGAUUUUCUUGAAAUGGAUUUGUCAACUGAGAUUAUUAACUGCGGACAGAGGACAUCCAUGAGCUGUCUUGAAGUGACAUGAUUGGAGAAUUGUUGUAAUUGAUAUAAAAAAUCAAAUGUAAGAAAAGUAGUUUAAAUACAUCAGGGUCAUUUGGUCAAUGAAGCAUUCAAAGAAUCCUACAUUUACUGAAAUGACCCAAGAGGCUGUAACCAAAUGCUAGAAGAGAUAUGUAGUGUUGGUAUUUUUCCAAACACUUGUCAUUUAUCCUGUGACUCAAGAUACUAAUCUGCUAAUCUACUAUUUAUUUGGGUAUUUAGUCUAAUGGUACUGAAUGGAAGGAGUCCAGUCUGGCUGCUGGAAUAUUCUUUCCUUUAGCUUCUGUUGUAAUUGUACAUUUUCACAUUGUUUUUGCUGCUGAGAUUUUACUUUUAUCUUGUUUUAAAU